Messenger RNA from Myzus persicae (green peach aphid), 1968 nucleotides. RefSeq names its product esterase FE4-like. NCBI's taxonomy places the organism in Eukaryota, Metazoa, Arthropoda, Insecta, Hemiptera, Aphididae. Bases 211 to 1890 code for a protein of 559 amino acids. The transcript is spliced from 10 exons. The record is from RefSeq and is a predicted model, not a curated record.
AGUAUCUAUCUAUAACUAUUACACGCCUACCGAUUUUUUUUUAAUCAACUGUUUUGUUUUUAUUCGUUAAAGAUUUUAAUUUAACACUAAUUGAACAUAUUUUCAACUAUUUGAGUUUUAUUUUAAAGUAUAUUCAAUAUUGUUGAAUAAUGAUUAUUCUAUUAAGUCUUAGUCUAAUAUCAAAAAUGUAGUUUAAAAUUCCAGUGAAGUAUGGAAAUAUUUAUUAUUUUAACACUACUUUUCGGUUUUGUAUUUGGAGCGGAUGACGUGUUACAAUUAGACCAAGGAAAAUUGACUGGUAGUAGUUUGAGGUCGAGAAAUGGACGAGAAUUCAAAGCUUUUCAGGGAAUACCCUAUGCCAAAUCGCCUACUGGAGAUCUUAGGUUUAAGGAUCCAGUGCCAGCGGACCCGUGGAUAGGUAUUUUAAAUGCUACAACUGAGCCACAACCAUGUAUUCAGAAGAAUUUGUUUCAUUAUCAGAAAGUGGAUAUCCUUGUCGGUGCAGAGGACUGUCUAUAUAUCAAUGUGUACACUCCAAAAAUACCAAAAACAGAUGAUCCAGAAUUACUUCCAGUUAUGAUUCGGAUUCCCGGUGGAGGGUAUUUCGCAGGUUCAGGGGGUUUAAGUUCAAAUGGCCCUCAUUUUUUGUUGGAUAAGGAUGUAGUUAUAGUUAGCUUUAAUUACAGAAUUGGAAUUCUUGGAUUUUUAAGUACUGAAAACGAUGAUUUGCCUGGUAAUUAUGGUAUGAAAGACCAAGUGUUAGCACUAAAAUGGGUCCAAAAAAAUAUUAAUAAAUUUGGUGGAGAUCCAAAAAAAGUUACAUUAUUUGGACAAAGUGCUGGAAGUGCUAGUAUUGCCUUACAUUUGUUAUCACCAAUGAGUAAAGGUUUGUUUCACAAAGCAAUCAUGGAAAGUGGAUCAUCAUUAAACCUUUGGAGUGUGUCUCCACCGGGAUGGGCAAAACGCAGAGCUUUUACUAUUUCAACUAUUGCUGGGUGCCCUCAAGAACCAAAACAAAUGAUUGAAUGUUUGAAAGAACUUCCUGCAAAAGUAUUAGUGAAUCUAUAUAACAAUUUAUUUGAAUGGAGAUGUUUCCCGUUUAGAAAUUUGAUGCCUGUUCUUGAAAAUAGUACAAGUAAUAAAGAAUCAUUUUUGUAUGAUUAUCCUUUGCUUCACUUUAACCAAAUAACAAAAGUUCCAAUAUUGAUGGGAAUGAAUUCCGGAGAGGGUGGUAUUUAUGCAUCUCGAAUGUACAACGCAACUAAUCUUGUGUACACAGAGUUUUUAGAAGAUUUCAAUCAUUACAUGUCAUCGUUUUUACAGUAUAGAUAUACUGCAAAAUAUUCAGAUAUUCCAUUUAUUGGUGACGAGAUUAAUAAACGAUAUUUUUCUAAUGGGAAAUUGGAAGAUCCUUUGAGUGCUGUAAAAAUGAUUACCGGCGGUCUAUUUUUACACGGUAUUUUUCAAAUGGCCACCAAGCUAUCACAACCAGUUUACUAUUACAUUUAUAAUCAUUCGAAUGCAUUUUCAUUCAAUUCUUUAUAUGGGCCAUAUCCAUUUCCAAGAAAAUUAGGUGUAACGCACACCGAUGAAGUGACAAGCCUAUUCUAUUCUGCCAGUCGGGGUGACUUAGAGGGAGAGGACCUUGAUGUAUCAUAUCUGAUGGUGGACAUAUUUACACAUUUCGCAACGUGCGACAACAUCACCACUGACGGUAAAGUAAAUGGAGAAAAAUGGCCGACAUUCGAUACAGAAAAAUACGAAUUUGUUUAUAUUAAUAGCAGUAUUCCCUCGAUUAAAAAGAAUCCAUAUGUUGACGAGUAUGAGUUUUGGAAUAGUUUGCCACUUUUAUCUGGAUUGAACGAAGAACAAGGAUCGGUUGAAAAUUAAAUAUGAUUAUUUAUUCUGAAAUGUAUAAGCUAUUAGCUAAACAUAUACUUGGAUUUUACGUAAGUUUUUAUUUACUCG